Messenger RNA from Cylindrotheca closterium, 534 nucleotides. The record is from the annotation of a GenBank genome assembly. Lineage: Eukaryota; Bacillariophyta; Bacillariophyceae; Bacillariales; Bacillariaceae.
AUGCCAGUGGGUACACGAAAGAAGAAGAGCAACGCAUCUGCCAAGCGUCGUUUGUUUUUCGGUAACCAAGAGAGUGAUUCAGGAAAAAAGCGUAAAGAAGUCCCAAUUGAAAUUGAGGAUGACAGCCCUCGUCCCACCCAAUCCACUCUUUCGGAGACGCCGCAAAAGAAGAUUCGCUAUGGAAGGGCAAAGGUCAUUACUCCCGACAAAGAAGACGAUAAAAAGAAAGAGGCAGAAUAUGUGCCUACUUAUAUUCACAAGAACUUGUCCUACCAUAGAAAAGGAAAAGCAAUGUUGGACCCGACAACACAAAAGACAUUUGAUUUGGUGACGCGAUUUUUCCAGGUGCCAGAGAAUUUCGAGCAAGAUCGUCGGUUUGGACCAAUUGCGGGGACAUGUUUUGAAGAAAGAAUGAUUCAGGCAUACAAUUUGGGAAUGUUGGAGCCAAUAGAGGAAGAGAAUGCUAGCAUUGAACUAUGUUCAAGCUGUGCUUCUGAAGGACACAAAAGUGUGGAUUGUCCACAGCUACUUUAG